CAAUUCAGUUUUUUCCAUUCAAUUUUCUCCCAUUCUCUCUCCCAAUUAAAUCGAUGAUUUUCCUGUGAAGCUGCUGACUUCGACUGUGGCUUCUGCGUGACUCUCUCUUUCUCUCAUUUUUCCGUUUCUUCUUCCCCAUUAACUUCGAAGAAAAAGAGGAAGGAGAAACGGAAUUUCUCUCUCUCUCGCUCCCCUCGCCGCGCCCCCACCACUGACGUUUAUCUGAAAUUUGGAAAGGGCGUCCGUCGGUUGUUCGACGUUUUCUGACCUCCAUCUCUGUUGAUAGUUGAUACCGCGACCUCUUCUAGCAUCACAAGGCAGCACUCGACAAAUGGUAACCUGCGUGCUUUUCCCUCUUCCUCCUGGUAUAAAUAUAGGAUAUUGAUCAUUAUCUCUUGAAGCUAGGCAAUACUGGGGGGGGGGUUGCUUGGCAGUGGCACUAAUUUAGUUUGCCGAUAGUUGGAGAAUCUAUAGAGGCUUUAAAAAAUCCAUCAUGCGUAUAUUGGCUUCAGAAAUGGGCAAAUUGCUGUGUUCUUCUAGUGAUAAAAGCAUAGGUUGCUGCCCGUUUUCCAUUAGUUGAUUUUGUUAUGCGAUAUUGCUGACACAGAUGUACUAGCAGCUUCACUGCUGUAUGAAAAUAUCCCCAAAAGACAAUUUUGUAAUCUCAACCACAGAAAUCGUCCAACUCUCAGAACAUAUUACUCCACUACUAUGGAUGGCUAUCUUGAUCAUCUAUUUUCCUCCACUCAAUGGGUUGAGAUGAAUCCAACAGAAAGACAAUCCUGGGCUGUCAAUCCUGCAGAUCCAACAAAUGGCUUUCUCGUUGAUUCGGUCAGUGCAUAUCAAGGGCAUGAACCGCAUGACAAGAACCCUGAAUCUAGCUUGGUUUCCGCAAGUCAUGUUAUAGGGCGCCCAUCUUCUCAAGGAAUGAAUGAUAUUUCGGGCGACGGUAACUCUUUUACUUCCGAAAAUCCAUGCCUCAGUCAUAACAAAGGGUUCGUGUCCGGUCAGCAAUCUUUAGACAAGGACAAUCACACACCUUUGCACGGGGAGAUCAGGAACAGAUUGGUGGGAUUUCAGUUGAACGCGGCAAGUCAAACUAGAGGCGCUCAUGGCUCAUCACAUAUUCAUCCCAUUCUCGGAAAUUCAGUAGAUUCAGCUGGUACUCUUCCUGAGGCAGGUUCCAUUGCAAGCAAUGGCUGUGAUAUGUCACGGUAUGAAAAGCCAUUUGGAGAUGCCAAUCCUCUUCCUUCUGUUCCGUCUUCUUGGAGCACAUCAUAUGCAGGUGUUUCCAGCUUCCCUGAAAUCCUGGGCCAGGGAAACCUGGACGGUUUUAAUUUGCAUGACGACCUUGUAGAGACUGAUGAAGAUCUUCUUAAAAAGGCAUGCCUUGGCGAGAGUCAUCCGUCAGUGAACAACAUACCGAUUGUAUCUGAGAAUCAAAGGGUUCAGUUGCCCUCUGUCGCCACUAGGUCGCAAGUUGCAUGCUCUCAAACUGUCGUAUUCCAACCCCAACACAAAAUACCAUUACAAUCUGGUGAAGUGAAUUCCCUAAAUCUAUCUGGAAAUUCUACCUCUAUAUCUCAUUUACAACCCACAACUGCUACUAGUGGAGGUUGCAGCGGAGCUGUAAGAGCACGUGUUAGAGCACGUCGAGGACAGGCAACUGAUCCACAUAGUAUUGCUGAACGACUUCGGAGAGAAAAAAUAGCUGAAAGGAUGAAGAAUUUACAGGAACUUGUCCCAAACUCUAAUAAGACAGACAAGGCAUCAAUGCUUGAUGAAAUUAUUGAAUACGUCAAAUUUCUGCAGUUGCAAGUCAAGGUACUGAGCAUGAGCAGACUUGGUGCAGCAGGAGCAGUUGCCCCUCUUAUUACUGAUGCUCAAUCUCAGGGAUCCAGCAGUCUUCGACUGUCAGCUUCUCUGGCCCAGACUGCUGAAUUACCUGAAUCACAGGAAAGUAUUGCUUUCGAGCAAGAAGUGGUAAAGCUAAUGGAGUCCAACGUAACUUCAGCCAUGCAGUAUUUGCAAACCAAGGGUCUUUGCCUCAUGCCAAUUGCCUUAGCCACUGCCAUUUCUGGGCGACCACCUAAAACUGACACAAGCAAUGGACAGAUGCCUAUGGCCAGCUAUUCAUCUUCAGGGACUCUAACAUGGCCACCACCGUCUGGUGGCGAGAGCUUGGUGAAGGACAUUUUACUUAAGUGUGAUAGAGAGGAGAGCACCACCAACAGUUCCAGCGGUGCUCCCACUAUUAGUCAGGAAGAUGAGUCCAAACCAAAGGUCCAAUGAUGCUUGUUCUGUCUUAUUCCGCCCCUUAAGUUUUGAAAUUCUAAGUUUUCUCCUCUCCUCUUUUUGUUUCUCUUUCUAUUUGCUGGCACUACACCUUUGCAGUUAGAAUUAGAAGCUAGAUCUCUUUGAUAGGGAUGCAGUUUGUAGUUUUGUUCUUACGCAUCAGUUGUUCAUCUGUAGAUGCUUAUUUACUUGGUUUCUUAGUCUUUUUUGUUCA
Molecule: messenger RNA, 2509 nt
Organism: Nymphaea colorata (pocket water lily)
Lineage: Eukaryota; Viridiplantae; Streptophyta; Magnoliopsida; Nymphaeales; Nymphaeaceae
Product: transcription factor bHLH49-like
Exons: 7
Coding region: 712-2292 (526 amino acids)
Biological process (GO): regulation of transcription by RNA polymerase II
Cellular component (GO): nucleus
Molecular function (GO): DNA-binding transcription factor activity, RNA polymerase II-specific; RNA polymerase II cis-regulatory region sequence-specific DNA binding; protein dimerization activity
Source: RefSeq, a predicted model, not a curated record